Pseudovirgaria hyperparasitica is the source of this 1942-nucleotide messenger RNA. RefSeq lists its product as uncharacterized. Gene Ontology annotation, biological process: protein monoubiquitination; protein import into peroxisome matrix. Lineage: Eukaryota; Fungi; Ascomycota; Dothideomycetes; Acrospermales; Acrospermaceae. Bases 76 to 1455 code for a protein of 459 amino acids. Gene Ontology annotation, molecular function: zinc ion binding; protein binding; ubiquitin-protein transferase activity. Gene Ontology annotation, cellular component: peroxisomal membrane; peroxisomal importomer complex. The record is from RefSeq and is a predicted model, not a curated record. The transcript has 2 exons.
AACACCAUCACGCAAGCUUCACUAUAACACACCCGCCAAUAUGCCCAGAUAGCGUCACACUCUCCGGUACUCGAAAUGGAGUACAUGACCACACUUCAAUCCGGCUUCGACGGCCUCAAGCCUUCUCUCUUCGAACUCCUCUCCGAACAACAGCUGUCCUCCCUCCUCCCUCCGUCACUCCGCUACCUACUUGCGGUGUCCGCCCACCGCCAUCCACGCUAUCUCCUCCGUAUCCUCAACUCCUUCGAUGAACUUUACGCGCUCCUCUCCCUCCUCGUCGAGCGCCAUUUCCUGCGCACCUAUGGCGGUAGUUUCACCGAGAACUUCUACGGCCUGAAACGCGAGCGCGUACUGCAAGUCCGUGGCGGCGAAGUUCCGCGGGCACAACUGGGCGCUGCAAGCGAUGUCCGCGCAACCCUGAAACUGCGACGGCAGGAUGUGUGGGCAAAUCUGGCGAUCAUGGUCGGUGUACCGUAUAUCAAAAGAAAGUUAGACGAAGGCUACGAUAUUCAUGCCGCAGGCUCGAACUUGCUCGGGCCAGGCUAUCGCGCUGAUCGCGAUGGCCUCUCACCAAACUCAACAUUCAAGCAGAGGAUAAUGUACUACUAUAAAUGGUUCCUGCGGCGCGUAUAUCCCAGCGUGAACGCUGCAUACUACUUCGCCCUCCUUGCCUUCAACCUCGCGUAUCUCUUCGAUGGCGCAAAGUUCCACUCCCCAUUUCUCUGGCUGGUGGGCACGCGCGUGCGGCGCCUUGGACAGGCGGAUUAUGCAGCCAUCGAGGCCAUCACAAACCCGGCCCCGCAGGCUAAGAGCACAGCGCCGCGCGCAGGGCAAAACAACUCCAUCUUCAACCCCCGAACAAUGGUCGGUGUCGUAUACCCCCGCGUCCUUUCCUCCUUUCGCAUCCUCCUCCCCACAUCCAUCUUCGCACUGAAGUUCCUCGAGUGGUGGCAUCAGUCCGAUUUCGCACGGCAGCUCUCGCGAAAAGCGGCAGAGGGCAUAGAACUACCGCCGCCCGUGACUGCCGGACUAUCACGAGGGCUACCGCCGAAGCCCUCGAAGACCUCCGCGAAAGAGGUCCCAUCUAGCUCCGACGAGAAGCCCGAAAAGGCUACCACGAUACGGACACCCCCAAUUGCCGCGUCUUCACUCCUACCUAUCCUCACCGUUCCAGCACCAUCGAACUCGGCGCUGUGUCCGAUAUGUACACAGCCGAUCACGACGUCAACGGCGUCGCCGUAUGGGCAUGUGUAUUGCUACGUAUGCAUACAUCGGUGGGUGGAUGGGACGCAUGAGCGACAAGAGGCCUUCAUGGAGGGAGGUGCUGGGGAAGAAGGCUGGGAGAAGGAGGAGGGAAGCAGAGAAGGGAGAUGGGAGAGUGGGAGGGGGCGAGAUGCGAUUACCGGUCAGAGAAUACUGGGCGGGACGGGCGGUUUGAGAAGAGUGUUAGCAUGAUAGGCUUGAGACUCAAUAUGUACCAAUGAUGUUAUGUAUAAUCACGCCAGUAGCUAUAAACAUGCUAUGCACAUACAGACAACUCGAUGUCAUUCACCGACUAUACGACCUCGUCCCCUCGGGAUCCAGCGGCGUGCUCUCAUCAAUGGGCUCCGGAUCGUCCGCCGGGUCCCUAUGCUCCGCAUGCGUCAACUUCUUGUCGUUCCUGUCCCUCCACCAGAAAGCGAUCGCGAUGCACAAUAAGACCCCCUGAAGACACCCCGUCACAAGAUACAGACCCCAGGUGCUCCACCCCGCCUUGCCCAAACGCGCAUACAGACUCGCGCUCCAAAUAAAACUCCCCGGCGUUUGAAGCAACAUCAUCGGUAUACUCAGCGAAUAAAUGUUCUGCAAGCGCAGCGUCGUGACGAUCUGUGGUAUAUACUGUAUGGCUGCAAGGGACGCACCAGCGAUGCCCAGGAAGUUAGCCCAGGAUUGGAGGGCGGAC